AUGCAGGUGGGUUACAAAUUGUUUGUUUCAAUUGAAAGUUUCAUAUUAUUCAUUCCAGUUGAUCUUGCUUGUAAGGACUGUAGAACUCACACAGCAUUGCGUUUGUCGUACCCAAAGGCUUCAGAUUUGUAUAAACCAUCUGGUUUGCCUCCUAUUCCUGUAAUUAAGCCCCACAUUAAAUGGGCCGAGAAGCAAAUACCGAAAAAGUCGCAUAAGUCAGCCUCUCUCUUUCUAUAUGCUACAGCUCGAGUAUGCAAGCUACCGCCUGCAGACUCCAAUUUGCUUCUUGAUAAUGCAUGGUCGAUUUUAAAGACUUCCCAUUUUAUGUGCAAAAGGGAGUGGGUAAAACUGUCACGGGCAUGGAAGACGCUUAUUACGGAUGGAUUUCUCUGA
Messenger RNA from Striga asiatica, 393 nucleotides. NCBI's taxonomy places the organism in Eukaryota, Viridiplantae, Streptophyta, Magnoliopsida, Lamiales, Orobanchaceae. The record is from the annotation of a GenBank genome assembly.